GAUUGGCAGCCAUAUCAAAGCAUGAAUCUGCAGUCGGCUAUACUUCGUCUACAUAAUCCACCUCCUGAUAAUUUAUUAUCAAUAGCACAUUUUAUACUUGGUGCCAGGUGUUUCUGUUUGAAGCUAUGUUUUUCCAGAUGUACGAAGAGUCCUGUAAUAGUAUUGCUGUGCUUUUGCAAAAUUUACAAGAUACACCAGUUGUUCCAGCUACUAACCAUCGGACAUUAUUUUGUGUGGAGGAUGACUUACCAGACCUGCCAGAUUAUGAUAAUAUUGUUGUCCUGCAGUCACUAGCAAGUUUCCAAAAAGGAAAUUAUGAAGUGAUUGUCACAACUCUUGAUCAAUUAGGCAAAAAUGGUGAAUAUUCCAACUACUAUAGAGAUUCCAGUAAUAUAAAGAUGGCACACAUAUGUGCAGCUACAUUUCGUUUUGUAAAAUCAGAGGCUUUGCUGAAGUUGGGGAAAACUGAGGAAUCUCUUGUGGAAUGUAUUAGAUUGGAAGGAGAUCUUUAUUGGGUCAUGGGAAUCACCAGUUCAGCAUGGGAAAUUUGCAUCUUAAUUCUCAAGACAUUGGUGUAUUCAUUGCUCUCAAUGUUGCAUGAGCAGAAGAAAAACACUAAGAGUCAUAGACACUACAAGCGCUUAGCUGCACAAAAUAUGUUAGUAUUACCUCAAAGAAUGGAUUUGCCAUUAUGGGAAGAAUUAUCUGUGUCUGAUAAACUUCUUAUGGAAAGCAUUUACUUUUUUCUAGAUGAUAAAUUAAAGGGCUCAUGAUGUAAAUAAAUUUUUUUUUUUUUUUUUUAGUACUUUUACUGGCCAAUUUGUAAAUAAAUUUUUCUUUUA
This is a messenger RNA of Macrobrachium nipponense, 842 nucleotides long. RefSeq lists its product as uncharacterized. Lineage: Eukaryota; Metazoa; Arthropoda; Malacostraca; Decapoda; Palaemonidae. The transcript has 4 exons. The coding region runs from base 126 to 773 and encodes 215 amino acids. The record is from RefSeq and is a predicted model, not a curated record.